AUGGCCGUCACCCAUAUUCCCUCCGUCGCAAACUACAAAGACCUAAUCGAAUCAUGCCUGCAGCAACUCAGCGACGGCCGCGAGGAUGGAGAUAUCGACUCUGCCGUGUUUGAAACAGAAUGCGCCCAGCUCCUUGACCAGAUUUUAGCCAUUCGCAAAGACGCCAAUUCCGACGCCCUCCAAAUCCACAAUGCCGCGGUGGAAACCGUCUGUCGCGAGGUUGUCUGGGAUAUCGUGGCUACAGUCGAUAUUUCUGAGCCUGCCUUUGCACAAGUCUGGGUUCUCCUCGACGUCAUCAAUAUUCUAUCCGACAACGAGCUAUGCGAACCAGGAUUAGGCUUUUGGCUUGUCGAAGAGCUGCUGGACAGCCAGACUAUUGAAGGCUGCAGGAAAGUCUUUGACUACCUCGAAUCACGCAGGGAGAAGAUGACAGCAAAACAUUUCAAGCAGAAAAACUUGGUCAUAUUGCGCUGCUGCAAUGAGCUGCUCAGAAGACUGUCGAGAGCCGAAGACACUGUUUUCUGCGGUCGUGUUUUCAUCUUCCUGUUCCAGAGCUUUCCUCUAGGCGACAAAAGUUCGGUCAAUCUGAGAGGCGAGUUCCAUGUCGAGAAUGUCACGGACUUUGAUCCUAGGCCCGUUAAGUCGGACGAUGCUAUCAAGCCAAUGGAACUGGACGAUGCGACCCCUCAGGCAGCAACUUCUGGGGCGCACACACCUGCCUCUCAGGCCCAGGACACUGAGAAGACGGCAAGAAGCACACCCGUCCUGCGAGUUGCCAAAACCGAACCCAAAGACCAACAGCCGCCUCCAGACCUCGACGCACUAUACCCCAGGUUCUGGUCGCUACAGUCCUUCUUCUCAGCACCCACAAGACUUUUCGACCCUUCCAACAUGACUGCCUUCAAAGAUGGCAUUUCUCAGACCCUCUCUUGCUUCAAGUCAGUCUCCAGCAGCUCCACGGCGUCGACCACAAGUCCGAGCGACGUGAAACGCGGUCUGAAGCGCAAACGGAGCAGUGUCGACACGCCCGCAUCAACUUCCACUUUCAACCCAAAAUACCUCACGAACCGGGACCUCUUCGACCUUGAAAUCCAUGACAUCGCUUUCCGGCGGCACAUCCUAGUCCAGGCACUCAUCAUGAUUGACUAUCUUCUCAGUCUCUCUUCCGCCUCCAAGGCUAAAUUCGAAGGCUUGACCAACAAAUCCGUCCUGUAUCCUUACACCCUGUCAGAGGACGACGCGAAGUGGGCACAGUCCACACGGUCGCAGAUUGCAACCUAUUUGCAACAGGGCGGUAACGGCAACGAAGGAAAAUUCUACUACAGGAUGGUUGACACUGUGCUGUCCAGGGACAAGAACUGGGUAAGGUGGAAAGCGGAAAACUGUCCGCCAAUCACACGCGAAGGUGUCUCGCCUGAAAUGUAUCUCCAAGCGAGGGAUACGUUGACGAAACAGAUUGAGUCCGCUCGCGCACCGUUAGUUAACCCACCUGGCGCGAGUGAUCUUGCUUUUCUCUCAAAAGUUGAACCACUCGAGGCGCUCAAGAACCCGUCCAGGCGAUAUAAAGUCCCGACGCCAGAGGAAUACUACCGUGGGAUCGAAACAGAUGAACUUGAUAUGGAUUUCGCAACCACCGAAGAGGAAAAGCGAGACAUUGAAGAGCGCAAGGCCGGGAAAGUAUGGCGGGCGCUAAGAAGUAGUAAGAACCGGUUUGUCAUGUGUGAGAAGGUGCAAUAUGGCGGGGACUGUAAGCCGUUGAUCGAGGAGGUCAAGACGGAAGAACACGAGGAACAUGGAGAAAAAGGCGCAGAAGGCGAGGGCGAGGAUGAAGUGAAGGACAAGCGUGAAGGCCUUGAGAAUGGCACUAGAGCGGAGCUUAAACUCGAGGGAGACGGAGAGGGAGAAGUCGAAGGCCAGGCGCAAGACGCGGGGUCGGAGAAAAUUGAGACAGCGCUGGCGCCGCCGCCAAUCGAGCAGGAGGAGCCGCGAGAGCAGCCGGGAAAAGAGCCCGACACGGUCACCAAGGUGGAAGAUGCAGAAAUGGCCGACGUCCCUCCCUCCGCUGUGCCUGCAGACACGGUUGAUACGAAGAAUGAAGGUGUUGCUGGGGCGAGUGGUGACGGAGACCGGGACCCUGGCGAGACGGAUUGA
Molecule: messenger RNA, 2151 nt
Organism: Cladophialophora yegresii CBS 114405
Lineage: Eukaryota; Fungi; Ascomycota; Eurotiomycetes; Chaetothyriales; Herpotrichiellaceae
Exons: 1
Coding region: 1-2151 (716 amino acids)
Biological process (GO): mRNA export from nucleus; regulation of DNA-templated transcription elongation
Cellular component (GO): THO complex part of transcription export complex
Source: RefSeq, a predicted model, not a curated record